GCUGCAACAUGUAAGUAAAGCCCAAUAACAAAAGCCCAUCAGCAUUUAUGGUAUCUAUGGUCACUACCACAUUUGCUUCAGGAGGAGAUUCAAAGAAGAAGAAGAAGAUGCUAGCUUCUCUUGGUAGAAGAUGGACGAGAUUGUCAACGAGGAAUCUAAAACCAACCUGGAAACUGCUCAACGGAAGAGGAGUAAGCGGCGGAGCGGUAACUAUAGCUAAAGAGAGAGUCGACGCCGUCGUGAUCGGUGCCGGAGUCGUGGGUUUAGCGGUGGCGCGCGAGCUCAGUCUCCGCGGAAGAGAAGUGCUUAUCCUCGACGCCGCCUCAUCGUUUGGCACAGUCACGAGUUCCCGCAACAGCGAGGUCAUCCACGCCGGAAUCUAUUAUCCUCCAAACUCUCUAAAGGCCAAGUUUUGUGUAAGAGGGAGGGAACUGUUGUAUAGGUAUUGCUCUGAACAUGGAAUCGCUCAUAGGAAGAUUGGCAAGCUUGUCGUUGCUACAGGAUCCUCUGAGAUACCGAAGCUUGAUCUGUUGAUGCAUCUUGGAACUUUGAAUGGGGUUUCGGGUUUAAGGAUGUUGGAAGGUUUUGAAGCAAUGAGGAUGGAGCCGGAGCUUCGAUGUGUUAAAGCAUUGCUGUCUCCUGAGUCUGGGAUAGUGGAUACACAUUCCUUCAUGCUAUCUUUAGUGGGACAAGCAGAGAACAGUCACGCAACGUUCUCAUACAAUACAGUGGUUUUAAGCGGUCGUGUUGAAGAAGAGAAGAUGCAUUUGUUUGUUGCUGAAACUGGAUCGGUUGAGUCUCGGUGUGAGGGAGUAGUAGCUGAGCUUGAGCUGAUACCUAACCUCGUUGUUAACUCCGCGGGGUUAGGUGCUCAAGCUCUGGCAAAGAGAUUCCAUGGGUUAGGUCACCGGUUCAUUCCUUCGUCUCACUAUGCUCGUGGAUGCUACUUCACGCUGUCCGGUGCUAAGUCUCCUCCUUUUGAUAAACUUGUGUAUCCUAUACCUGAGGAAGGAGGUCUUGGUGUUCAUGUCACUGUUGAUUUGAAUGGGCUUGUGAAGUUUGGUCCUGAUGUUGAGUGGAUUGAAUGCAGAGACGACACAUCAAGCUUCCUCAACAAAUUUGAUUAUGGUGUAAACCCACAACGAGCUGAGAAAUUCUACCCAGAGAUCAGAAAGUACUACCCUGAUCUCAAAGAUGGAUCAUUGGAACCGGGUUAUUCAGGCAUCCGUCCCAAGCUUUCCGGACCAAAACAGCAUCCAGUAGAUUUUAUCAUACAGGGAGAGGAGACUCAUGGAGUUCCUGGUCUUGUGAAUCUCUUUGGCAUCGAGUCGCCUGGUUUGACUUCAAGCUUGGCUAUUGCAGAACAUAUAGCAAACAAGUUCUUAUGAUGAAAGUUUAAGCUAAUUAUAAGGCUUGGCAAAUUCAAACAGUUUUCCUCUCUGUGAUUCAUUUUUCAGACUGUCAACAAAGUGAUAUUUUCAAUUCUUAUACUCCAGAAAAAGAUUGUUGUUGCAACUAAAAUAACUAAGAAUGUUCUUAAGAAACUUAACAGAAUUGCUCCAAGUCAAGAAUGUACAAAGAAACAAACUGUUUUCCUCUCUUUUUUUUUUAUAAGCAAACCGAC
This is a messenger RNA of Brassica rapa (field mustard), 1624 nucleotides long. Its product is annotated as L-2-hydroxyglutarate dehydrogenase, mitochondrial. NCBI's taxonomy places the organism in Eukaryota, Viridiplantae, Streptophyta, Magnoliopsida, Brassicales, Brassicaceae. Gene Ontology annotation, molecular function: (S)-2-hydroxyglutarate dehydrogenase activity. The record is from RefSeq and is a predicted model, not a curated record.